This is a messenger RNA of Suillus plorans, 782 nucleotides long. RefSeq lists its product as uncharacterized. The record is from RefSeq and is a predicted model, not a curated record. NCBI's taxonomy places the organism in Eukaryota, Fungi, Basidiomycota, Agaricomycetes, Boletales, Suillaceae. The transcript is spliced from 3 exons. The annotation marks the transcript as partial.
GGUGACUCUCGGCAAACGCCGUCUUUCUUGCUUCGAUCCAGAUCCCCAGAAGUUAGAACUGCCCAGAUCGCUCUCGCUGUGGACAGCGCGAGAGACAGCGAGAUCGCACAUGGAUUUGCCUCGAAUGAGUCGAAAUUGUCUGCGAGCCCUUCGGGAUGCCUGCACGUGGGCGAAGCCCUCGUCCUCAUUGCUGCGUGAAUCGUCUCCCUUGGCCUCCUGGUCGGUGACCUACCGCCGGUAGAGGCCGAAGAUCCUCGUCGACUCGUUCUGCGGCUGCUGUCCUUGCUUCGUUCUCAUCCAUCAGCGCGACCGCCUCGAGUUUAUGGUCAAAUAUUUCAAUGUAGACCCCCCCCUCCAGAUUUGUAUUUCAAUACCGUCAACGGUUCACUGAUGACAGACCAUCAGAUGCUCUUUCACAACUUCGCUAUACCCUGUACAUCACUUCUGGUCCGCAAAUCCCAAACCUCACUGCAGAUCUGGCGCAUCCAUGCCGUAUUGAUUGGUUAUUCGUCUAUCAUACUCGUAACUCGACUAUGGAAGAAGGCCCGGAUACAUUUGAAAGUAAUUUGUGCGUCGAUCUUGAGAUUUUCGCCUUCCCAUAAAAUUGCCACCGCAUCCUACUUUACCAGCACCUACCACCGUGUCGCUGACACUUAUCUUCUGGUUGCCCACGAAGCAGAAACAUCCAUAAGCACGAUCUCAUGACACGUCUGCUCGACAUUCUGCUCGACACCAUCGUCAACUUCUUCACCAACCACACUGCUCAACAAAACAUAGACGUU